UCAGUAAGAGAUGGUGAAAGCAGUGAUAAAUUUGCAACAGUUGAAACACGAGGUGAAAGGGAAAUCAUUGAUCAAAUGAUGAUCAUCAAAUGAUGAAAAAGCUAACGAAUGUUCACGUACAACUGAAGAGCGCUUUCCAGAAAGGCGACGGAAAGAAGAGGGAAAGACCUGUGCAAAUGAAGGCCAUGCAAGGUCAAAGUUUGCUUCAAUUAAUGAAACUGGCAGACACAGGAGAGGAGAAAAAACUAGCAGUAACAGCGACAGUGAGGAAUUUGAACAAGAAAGUCGAGACAUUUUGUACAGAUUGGAAAAACAGAGCCAUCUUGCGCGUAAAGAAGACACCAGGGACAUACGGAAACCAACUUCAUACUCGAACGGUGACGAACAG
Molecule: messenger RNA, 388 nt
Organism: Porites evermanni
Lineage: Eukaryota; Metazoa; Cnidaria; Anthozoa; Scleractinia; Poritidae
Source: the annotation of a GenBank genome assembly